CGCAGAAACGUCAACUGAGGACCGAGGCGAACAUUUCCGUUUCGAAGCAGGCUAUUUUUUAGAAUCUGCAACUGUACACGGCAAAUAAGCAUGGAUCUUCCAAUGGAGCAUGCGCUGCGACGGUCGAUGCUGCUGAUCCGUGGACAGCCGGACAAAGCGGACCACCUGCAGGACGUCCUGUUCGAUACCGCCAUCAAGUACACGCACACCGGCUAUCGGGUACUGUUCUUCACCCGAAAGCCCCUGGAACGGGUGGCGGCCAGCAUACGCGAGCAGUUUAGCGAUCUGUUCAAAAUGAUCACCUUCAUCUACGUGCAGACGAUCGAUGCGACGAUGAAGCGGCUGCUCGAUCUGCAACGCUGGACCAACUGCAUACCGGGAUUGAUAAUAGUCGAAUCGUUUGAUUUGCUGGUAACGCCGAACCCGAACGAUGGCCAGUCGAAGCAAGACUUUCAGCGCUCCCUGGUACUGUCUCUGUUGGCCGAUACGGUGCGUACGAUUUCGGUCAAACAGAAGGGCACGUGCAAUUGUAUCGUGACGCUCAAUUACGGUUCGCUGGAAACGUUACCGGUGGAGCUGUUUUACCGCGAACACAACGUGCUCGAUGUGAAUCAUGUGCACGAAUCGUCGGACAUUCUUUCGGUGAUGAUGGAAAACGAACACAGUAUUGCUAAUAAUUUACUAUGAACGUCAAAGAGGAAGCU
Molecule: messenger RNA, 704 nt
Organism: Anopheles merus
Lineage: Eukaryota; Metazoa; Arthropoda; Insecta; Diptera; Culicidae
Exons: 2
Coding region: 91-687 (198 amino acids)
Source: RefSeq, a predicted model, not a curated record